ACAUUUUGAUUUAAUCCAGUGCCCCCUUCCAGGUACUGCUUCAAUCUACCUUUGUCGCAUUUCACGACAAAACUCAAAGAAGAAAAGAAGAAGAAAAAUGACAGACAACGGUACCAAGGUGGUUAAGAUUGGGGUCUUUAUCCCGUCCGAGUGUCAGCUCCUCGAUAUGGCUUGCGUAGACGUCCUGUUCAUGAUGUCGAGGAGUACCUGGGGAGUCUGCCCAUGAUACCCAGACAUAUCCCGAACUUGGCGCCGAGCGUGGAAAUCUGUUACAUUUCUGUAAAGGCCAGUCCGAAGGUAGAUCACCUUCCUCUGCUCCCUAUGACGGCAGGCGUCAGGAUUCAGCCGACGCACGAUGUCUCCAGCCCGGAGGUCCAGCCGGGCAUGCUGGAUAUUUUGCUUGUCCCCGGACCGGAUCCGGGGGCGAGCUGGAAUGAAGAGACGCUGGCGUUCUUGAGGGGGCAUGCUGACGAGGAGAAGAAGGAGGAGGAGGAGGAGGAGGAGGAGGAGGAGGAGGAGGAGGAGGAGGAGGAGGAGGAGGAGGAGGAAGGAAACAGAAAGAAGACGGACGUGCUGAGUGUCUGUACGGGUGCGUUCUUGUGCGGUGCCGCGGGGAUUUUGGAGGGGAGGAAGGUAUGCGGACCGAGGGGUCUGCAGGAUGUUCUGAAGAAGAAGUUUCCCGGGGCAAAGUUUGUGGGGGAUGAGUUUCGAUGGUGUCGGGAUGGUAAUCUUUGGAGCUGUGGGGGCAUCACGAACGGGAACGAUUUGGUGGCGGCGUACGCUCGGAGCAGCGAGAGGCGCCUCUUUCCGGGGCCGAUUGUCGAGAUUGCGUGUAAGAUGGCGGAAGUUGGGGAGAGGGGCCAGGUGUAUGAGCAGGGGCAGACGAGGUUUGCUUUGGGGUUCGUGUGGCAGCUCGUCAAGGCUUGGUCUGUGAAG
Molecule: messenger RNA, 936 nt
Organism: Colletotrichum acutatum
Lineage: Eukaryota; Fungi; Ascomycota; Sordariomycetes; Glomerellales; Glomerellaceae
Exons: 2
Biological process (GO): regulation of DNA-templated transcription
Source: RefSeq, a predicted model, not a curated record